UUUUUUAUCUCCAUCUGUAGAUGAAGAUCCCCUCCUGAACCUUUUCAUACAUUUUUUUUUCCCUUCACAGAAGACGAACUUGGCAUUUUCUUACUAAUCGAAUUCGAGAAGUUGGAACCCUACAUUUUCAAAUCCAUGAUAAGGAUGCUUUGAUUUUCGUAAUUGAAAUCCCAAACACGAUCUGUUUGGGGAGGAAGGUUUAACAAACGAUGGGUAUCUGCACCUCCAAACCCUCCUCCCCAAGCUCACCCAAUCUUUCCCCUCCUAACCCUAUAUCAGCCAAGAGUGACGACAAUGUGAAUAAUACAGUCCCGGUUAAGGAUAGCCGUAAACCGCAAUCGAGUAAUGUUAACGUUAGUGGCGGGAACUCCGGCGACGCAGAUGAUGAGGACAGCAAAGAUCUUAGUAAAGAUUUGGAGAAUGUAAAGAAAUCUCCCUUUUUUCCAUUCUACAGCCCCAGUCCAGCGCACUACUUCUUCUCGAAGAAAUCGUCGCCGGCGAGAUCUCCGGCCACGGGGAAUGCGAGCGCCAACUCGACGCCUAAGAGAUUCUUUAAGAGGCCAUUCCCGCCGCCUUCUCCGGCGAAGCACAUAAGGGCUGUGCUAGCGCGAAGACAUGGAACGGUCAAGCCGAAUGAGGUGGCAAUACCGGAGGGAAGUGCGGUGGAGGGUACGGGGCUUGACAAGAACUUUGGGUUCCCGAAGAACUUUGGGAGUAAGUAUGAGCUCGGUGAGGAGGUUGGAAGAGGGCAUUUUGGGUAUACGUGCAAAGCGAGUUUUAAGAAGGGAGAGCUCAAGGGGCAAGAGGUAGCGGUGAAGAUUAUUCCAAAAGCUAAGAUGACCACUGCUAUUGCCAUAGAGGAUGUGAGAAGAGAAGUCAAGAUAUUAAGAGCUUUGACUGGACAUAAUAAUCUUGUACAAUUCUACGAUGCAUAUGAAGAUCAUGAUAAUGUCUAUAUAAUAAUGGAGUUGUGUGAAGGAGGAGAACUCUUGGACAGAAUACUGUCUAGGGGUGGAAAAUACACAGAAAUCGAUGCAAAGGCUGUCUUGAUCCAGAUUUUGAACGUUGUUGCAUUUUUCCAUCUUCAGGGUGUGGUGCACCGUGAUCUAAAACCAGAAUGUAGCUCAUUGCUGGAUCAGAAUUUUUUGUUCAUGUCGAAGGACGAGAACUCGCAUUUGAAGGCCAUCGAUUUUGGCUUGUCAGAUUUUGUGAAACCUGAUGAAAGGCUCAAUGACAUUGUUGGUAGUGCAUACUAUGUGGCGCCGGAAGUUCUACAUAGAUCUUACAGUACAGAAGCUGAUGUAUGGAGCAUUGGUGUGAUUGCAUAUAUUUUGUUGUGUGGCAGCCGUCCAUUUUGGGCCCGCACUGAGUCUGGCAUCUUUCGGGCUGUUCUAAAAGCUGAUCCAAGUUUUGAAGAGGCACCAUGGCCUUCUCUAUCAUCUGAGGCAAAAGACUUUGUUAAGCGCUUGCUAAAUAAAGAUCCAAGAAAAAGAUUGACUGCUGGUCAAGCUUUAAGUCAUCCAUGGAUAAAGAAUUCUAAUGAUGUAAAAGUGCCUCUGGAUAUACUGAUAUUCAAGCUCAUGAAGGCUUAUAUGCGUUCUUCAGCUCUUCGGAAGGCUGCCUUAAGGGCUCUAUCUAAAACAUUGACGGUAGAUGAGCUAUUUUAUUUGAAGGAGCAGUUUUCAUUAUUGGAGCCAAACAAAAAUGGAACUAUAAGCUUAGAAAACAUUAAAGCGGCCUUGAUGAAACAUGCAACAGCAGAUGCAACGAAAGAUUCUCACAUUCCUGAUUUUUUCGCUUCACUUAAUGCACUUCAACACAGGAGAAUGGGUUUUGAAGAAUUUUGUGCAGCAGCACUAAGUGUCCAUCAGCUGGAAGCACUUGAUCGAUGGGAGCACCAUGCUCGUUGUGCAUAUGAGCUUUUUGAGAAGGACGGAAACAGGGCCAUUGUCAUCGAGGAACUAGCUUCUGAGCUUAGUCUAAGCCCUUCUGUACCUGUUCACGCUGUUCUACACGAUUGGAUUAGGCACACUGAUGGGAAGCUGAGUUUCCUUGGGUUUGUCAAAUUGUUACAUGGUGUCUCCAGCCGUAAUCUCGCUAAAACUCAAUGAAGGUUAGAGAAUCAUCGAGAUGAGUUGGUCAAUCUUAAUCUGUUUUGGCAAAUAGAACUGCUGGCUAGGGAUGGCUUAUAAAACUUGCGGACAACGGACGCAAUUUCCCUUGGACAUUCAUGCCCACCUUAACGAGUAUAAUCUGGCAGCAUUUUCCUCAUUCGCGGCGUCAACUUCAUACACGUAUAAUUGGAAUUAUGUAAACCUUGUCUUCUCGACUUGAUAAAGCUCCAUCACUCUUUGUUCCCAUUGCAAAGCUUUAUCUAGAUGUCAUAGAUGCAGUGAGAAGGUUUAUUAAUCUGAGAGGAGCUGUUUACUGGACACUUGGAUUUUCUGACCUUCUGUACUUGUUUGGAUACUUUCUACAUUGAUUGUAUCAUAUAUGUUCUAUGGUCUAGUGAAAGUUCUUGUGUUCUUCCUUGAUA
This is a messenger RNA of Tripterygium wilfordii, 2536 nucleotides long. Its product is annotated as CDPK-related kinase 5-like. Bases 210 to 2111 code for a protein of 633 amino acids. Lineage: Eukaryota; Viridiplantae; Streptophyta; Magnoliopsida; Celastrales; Celastraceae. Gene Ontology annotation, molecular function: calcium-dependent protein serine/threonine kinase activity; calcium/calmodulin-dependent protein kinase activity; calmodulin binding. The transcript has 11 exons. Gene Ontology annotation, cellular component: cytoplasm; nucleus. Gene Ontology annotation, biological process: intracellular signal transduction; protein autophosphorylation; peptidyl-serine phosphorylation. The record is from RefSeq and is a predicted model, not a curated record.